Molecule: messenger RNA, 1634 nt
Organism: Phalaenopsis equestris
Lineage: Eukaryota; Viridiplantae; Streptophyta; Magnoliopsida; Asparagales; Orchidaceae
Exons: 13
Coding region: 398-1540 (380 amino acids)
Molecular function (GO): nucleic acid binding; RNA-DNA hybrid ribonuclease activity
Source: RefSeq, a predicted model, not a curated record
GUCAGUGUUUUAUGGAUUUUAGGGUUUUCUCAUUUUUCCCUGCUCCUCUCAGCCACCAAUUGUCAGCCCGACCGCCUCCGCAGGAAUUGGAGGUCUGAACUCUCUGGUUCAGGUUGACCACUUAGCAGCUUGAAGGCCACAAGUGUUGCUUUCAGUGUGCUUUCCUCAGUGCCGCCUUCAUCCGUGCGGACCCUAACACUAGCAGCAGCUGGAAGUCUCUGCCUUUUCUUCUACGAAGAGCUCUUCAAUUGCUUCUGGUCGGAUCUUAUUAUACGGUUUUGAAGUUCUCUGUGCAGAGGGUUCUCUUCGUUGUUUGUUGUUUGGGGCCCUAAAACUAUCUUGGAAGUUUGAAACAAAGGCUGAGAAGAAGUUCCUAAUCAAAGCUCUAUUUUCAUGGAUGAGGCAGGCGGUCGUGAGGAGUUCAUUUUUUGGCCUUUCUACUGUAACUUGGAAAAGAAGCAUAUGGCAUACUGGCGUUAGAGUGAUUGGUAUUGAUUCUCACACGUCUGGAUUUCCUAUUAGGUGCUUUGCUGCUCGGAGAUCACGCACUUCACGUUCAUCAAAAGCAAGUCUUAAGCCAAAAAUGGCAGACGAAUCUGAUGCUUUUUACGUUGUUCGGAAAGGUGACAUAGUUGGCAUCUACAAAAGACUAAGUGACUGUCAAGCUCAAGUUAGCUCUUCGGUGUGCGAUCCUUCAGUUAGUGUUUACAAAGGUUACUGUUUGCGCAAGGAAACCGAAGAUUACCUUGCUUCUCAGGGGUUUAAAGAUGCUUUAUACACCAUGCAUGCAUCACAUUUAAAGGAUGAUAUGUUUGGUAGCAUUGUGGCUUGUCCUUUCCAGCAACCAGAUGGACUGGCAUUUUUGGUUGACAAGACGCCAAAAGGGCCUUCUGCCCAGAAGAGAUCACAAGAAGUGGGGAUUGCUGGCUCUAGCGACAAGCCAACUGCACCAACAAAUAAAUUUUCUAAAACAGUUUCCAGUGCUGAAGGCCUGCCAAUAAAUAACAAAACUGGGAAUGCUGGCUCUAGUGACAUGCCAAUUUCAUUAUCAAACAAGCUUUUCAAUUUGGCUCCUAAUACUGAGGCUCAGCCUGGCAAUAAACUUAUGACCUGCAUUGUUGAAUUUGAUGGCGCUUCUAAAGGAAAUCCUGGAAAGGCUGGUGCUGGAGCAGUACUGAGAACAGAAGAUGGGAAUGUGAUUUCUCAUGUUCGUGAAGGCUUGGGUAUUGCAACUAAUAAUGUGGCUGAAUACCGCGCCUUGAUUUUGGGCAUGAAAUAUGCUCUCAUGAGAGGCUUCAAGCAUAUCCGGGUGCAAGGUGACUCGCAAUUAGUUUGCCUUCAGGUUCAAGAGCUCUGGCAAACUAAGAAUCAGAAUAUGGCUGAUUUGUGCAAAGAGGUGAAAAAACUUAGGGAUAUGUUUCAGUCAUUCAGCAUCACGCAUGUCAGAAGGGAGUUCAAUGCCAUUGCUGAUAAUCUGGCAAAUUUAGCUGUUAGUCUUCCAGUGGGAGAAAUUUGUGAAGAUUUUGGACCAGUGAGUUGAGUGGUGAUUUGAAGGCACUUUCUCCCAUAAUGUUUUUAAUUUUCCAUCCCUUUUUUUACAUACAUACCACCCAUUUUUUAUAUAUUUAUAUAUC